This is a messenger RNA of Manihot esculenta (cassava), 2972 nucleotides long. Its product is annotated as aminopeptidase M1. Lineage: Eukaryota; Viridiplantae; Streptophyta; Magnoliopsida; Malpighiales; Euphorbiaceae. The record is from RefSeq and is a predicted model, not a curated record. The coding region runs from base 111 to 2798 and encodes 895 amino acids. Gene Ontology annotation, molecular function: metalloaminopeptidase activity; zinc ion binding; peptide binding. Gene Ontology annotation, biological process: proteolysis; peptide catabolic process. Gene Ontology annotation, cellular component: cytoplasm. The transcript is spliced from 18 exons.
AAAAGAAGCGGCAUUGCCAGUAAACUGUACUUCCAUCAUCUCUUUAAAUCCCACGCAUCUCACUAUCUCAGUGUUUUCACUGCCCUCUGUUUUUCAACUUUUCAAUAGAAAUGGAUCACUUCAAAGGACAGCCUCGCCUCCCGAAAUUCGCCGUGCCGAAACGCUACGCCAUCCGGCUGAAACCUGACCUAUCCGCUUGCACAUUCGCUGGUUCUGUUUCCGUCGACCUCGACAUCGUCGACCACACCAAAUUCAUUGUUUUGAACGCCGGAGACCUCUCAGUUCACUCCUCCUCUGUUAGCUUCACCUCAUCUAAAGUUUUUCAGCCAGUGAAAGUUGAAUUGGUAGAAGCAGAUGAGAUAUUGGUGUUGGAGUUCGCUGAGACACUUCCAGUUGGGGUGGGAAUCCUCAAAAUUGAUUUCGACGGAGUUUUGAAUGACAAAAUGAAGGGAUUUUACAAAAGUACUUAUGAGCAUCAGGGUGAAAAGAAAAAUAUGGCGGUUACUCAGUUUGAGCCAGCUGAUGCUAGGAGAUGUUUCCCUUGUUGGGACGAGCCCGCUUGCAAGGCCAAAUUCAUGAUCACAUUGGACGUGCCAUCUGAAUUGGUGGCUCUUUCAAAUAUGCCAGUCCUUGAGGAGAAGGUGGAUGGACCUUUGAAGACUGUUUCUUAUCAGGAAACACCUAUCAUGUCUACCUAUUUGGUAGCUGUCGUCGUUGGUUUGUUUGAUUAUGUUGAAGAUUACACAUCUGACGGGAUCAAAGUUCGAGUGUAUUGUCAAGUUGGGAAGGCGAAUCAAGGGAAAUUAGCAUUGAAUGUGGCUGUGAAGACUCUUGAAUUAUAUAAAGAAUAUUUUGCUGUUCAAUAUGCUCUUCCCAAGUUGGAUAUGAUAGCAAUCCCCGACUUUGCUUUUGGGGCCAUGGAGAAUUAUGGAUUAGUUACAUAUCGUGAGACAGCCUUGCUCUUCGAUGAUAAAAAUUCUGCUGCUGCUAACAAGCAGAGGGUUGCUACUGUUGUUGCACAUGAGCUGGCACAUCAGUGGUUUGGUAAUCUUGUAACAAUGGAAUGGUGGACUCAUUUAUGGCUCAAUGAGGGGUUUGCAACAUGGGUGAGCUAUCUAGCUGCUGAUAGCUUGUUUCCGGAGUGGAAGGUAUGGACUCAGUUUCUUGAUCAAAUUACUGAAGGUCUUAGGCUUGAUUGCCUUGAAGAAUCCCACCCAAUUGAGGUGGAGAUAAAUCAUGCCAGUGAGAUUAAUGAAAUAUUUGAUGCGAUAAGUUAUCGAAAAGGUGCCUCUGUUAUUCGAAUGCUGCAAAGCUAUCUUGGUGCUGAAUGCUUUCAGAGGUCUCUUGCCUCAUACAUCAAAAAGCAUGCUUACUCAAACGCAAAGACAGAAGAUUUGUGGACUGCCCUUGAGGAGGGAUCCGGUGAGCCUGUGAAUGAGCUAAUGAAUUCAUGGACAAGGCAAAAGGGGUACCCUGUUGUGUCUGUGAAACUUAAAGAUCAGAAAUUGGAAUUUGAGCAGUCACAAUUCUUGGCAAGUGGUUCCCAUGGAGAUGGACAGUGGAUUGUCCCAAUAACUUUAUGCUGCGGCUCAUAUGAUGUGCAUAAGAAUUUCUUAUUGCAAACAAAAUCUGAAACCCUUGAUGCUAAGGAUUCCAGACUGGCAGAGAUCGGAAGUGCUUGGAUAAAACUUAAUGUACAUCAGACUGGUUUCUACAGGGUGAAAUAUGAUGAGGAACUCUCUGCUAGACUUAGAUAUGCCAUAGAGAAGAAAUAUCUGACUGAAACAGACAGAUUUGGUAUUUUGGAUGAUUCAUUUGCCCUUUGUAUGGCUCGUCACCAGUCUUUGACCUCGCUGCUCACUCUGAUGGAUGCUUACAGGGAGGAACUCGAAUAUACUGUGCUGUCUAACUUGAUUAAUGUAAUGUUCACUUCUCUAUUCUAUUCACACUAUUGGUUCAGUUAUUCAAUUAAUCCUAAUUAUGUUUCCUUCUUUUCACAGUUAAGUUAUAAAGUUACAAGUAUUGUAGCAGAUGCAACCCAUGAAUUAUCAGACUAUGUUAACCAAUUUUUCAUUAAUCUUUUCCAGUAUUCAGCAGAAAAGCUUGGCUGGGAUCCUAUACAAGGUGAAAGCCAUCUUGACGCAAUGUUGAGAGGAGAAAUUUUGACUGCCCUUGCUGUGUAUGGACAUGAUCCAACACUAAAUGAAGCAAGUAGGAGAUUUCAUGCAUUUGUAGAUGACAGAAAUACGCCCCUCCUCCCACCUGAUAUAAGAAAGGCAGCAUAUGUGGCCGUAAUGCAGAGAGUCAGCCCAUCAAGUAGAUUGGGUUUCGACUCUCUUCUGAGAGUCUAUAGGGAGACGGAUCUAAGCCAAGAGAAAACUCGCAUUCUGAGUUCAAUUGCAUCGUGUCCUGACCCCAAUAUAGUUCUUGAAGUUCUCAACUUUGUGUUGACUUCUGAGGUUAGGAGUCAAGAUGCUGUGUUUGGGCUUGCUGUUUCAAAGGAAGGAAGGGAAACAGCUUGGGCAUGGCUGAAGGACAAAUGGGAUCACAUUGAAAAAACCUGGGGUACUGGAUUUUUAAUAACUCGCUUCGUCAGUGCAGUUGUUUCACCGUUUGCUUCAUUUGAGAAGGCCAAGGAAGUAGAGGAGUUCUUUGCAGGCCGCACCAUGUCUUCAAUUGCUAGAACCUUGAAGCAGAGUAUUGAGCGAGUCAUCAUUAAUGCAAAGUGGGUUCAGAGCAUUCAGAAUGAAAAACAUUUGGCUGAGGCUGUGAAAGAAUUAGCAUAUAGGAAAUACUAGGGACACAUCCACUCUUCAAAUCAACGUGUUCUCGGUUGAGUAGUUGUAAUGAUCAUCUGAAAAAUAAAAUGCAAAAUAAAAAAAAAAAGUGGGAUUUGUAUUUGUGUAACAUCAAGUAAGUGAAACCCUGCAGGAAAUAUAAAUAAAUUGCCAUGUUCUGAUGUUGAGCUUUUA